Cynocephalus volans (Philippine flying lemur) is the source of this 1700-nucleotide messenger RNA. RefSeq names its product tRNA-yW synthesizing protein 3 homolog (gene TYW3). The record is from RefSeq and is a predicted model, not a curated record. The coding region runs from base 103 to 882 and encodes 259 amino acids. The transcript has 6 exons. NCBI's taxonomy places the organism in Eukaryota, Metazoa, Chordata, Mammalia, Dermoptera, Cynocephalidae.
AGGAAGUUUGGGCCUCUUCGGCUACCGCUCGCUUCAAGAUGGCCGCCCCCGAGGAGAGGCGAGGCUAACGGGAAGGUGGAGAGUGCAGCCUCUCUCUCACGCAUGGAUCGCAGCGCAGAGUUCGGGAGGUGGAAGGCGCAGUGUCUGAGCAAAGUGGACCUCAGCCGGAAGGGCAGUGUGGACGAGGAUGUGGUCGAGCUUGUGCAGCUCCUGAAUGCGCGAGAACAGUUUUUCACCACCAGCUCCUGCUCAGGCCGUAUCCUCCUCCGAGAUGGGGAUAUAAAUAGUUUUGAAGUUCAGAAACAAAACUGUUGCUGGCUCCUGGUUACACACAAACCUUGUGUAAAAGAUGAUGUGAUUAGAGCGCUGAAGAAAGCAAAUGGUGAUGCCAUUUUGAAAUUUGAACCAUUUGUUCUUCAUGUGCAGUGUCGACAGUUGCAGGAUGCACAGAUUCUGCAUUCAGUGGCAAUAGAUUCUGGUUUCAGGAACUCUGGCAUAACAGUGGGAAAAAGAGGAAAGACUAUCUUGGCUGUCCGGAGUACACAUGGCUUAGAAGUUCCAUUAAGCCAUAAGGGAAAACUGAUGGUGACAGAGGAGUAUAUUGACUUCCUAUUAAAUAUAGCAAAUCAAAAAAUGGAGGAAAACAAGAAAAGAAUCGAAAGGUUUUACAACUGCUUACAACAUGCUUUGGAAAGGGAAACUGAUAGUAAAUCACAUCCCAAGAUGAAAGAGAAAAAUAACUCAUCAUAUACUCACAAGAAAAAUAGAAGCCCAGAAAAAGCACAUGGCAAAAGUAUUACUGAAGAAAAUGUUAAAGAACUUGAAAAUGAAGAUGAUGACGAUCCAGGAAUCAUUGUUAAUAUCUUUCCUGAUGAUUACUAAGAUUUGGUUCUGAAGUGUCUUGGUAGAAGAAUAUUUCUAAUAGGUUUUAUAAAACUGCUCUUUAUAAGAGUAUUUUAGUUCGUUUAGUGUACCAGCCAUUUAGAAGAGCAAGAUUUAAUUUCUCUAUAUUUUAGAGAAACCCAGCUUAUAAACAUACAUAGCUUUUUAAGAUAGCUGUGUAUAUUUGCUCAUUAAAUACCACCUUUUUUAGUCACAUAGAGAUUCACUGCAAAAAUAAAAUUAUGAUUUUCAGUGCCUCUUUUUUUGUUGUUGUUUCAGUUUCUACUUCUGCAAAACAGGAAAAAUAAGUAUAAUACCCUCUUAAGAGAACCUUAACAUCAGGAUUAUUUGAGUAAAAAUCAUUGUAACGUUUUAUUUAUUUUUAACUUUGAAACUUCCAGCCUUUAAAGGAGGAUCUGUUACCAUGGAGUCCAAUGACAAGUUUUUUCCUCCCUUUUCACCUUGUGCAUAAGACAACUGAUACCCUUUUUGUUCAGGACAAAAUACCUGAACCUUCUUUCCCCUUUAUUUCUCACAAACCAGUGCUUGCCACUGCCACAGUCUGUGAUACACACGAGUAUAAUUUUUCACUAAGCCUGAUCAGAAAUGAUAACUAAGACACAGGCAUCCAUCCUAAUGGAACAAAUGUCCUAUGGAAAAUUGCAAGGAUCAGAAACCUUGAAUUUGAAUUCUGACUGCUACACAGAAGUUGGAAGUCCUUGAGCAGAUCACUUAAUUUCCAAGAGCUUCCAUUUCCACUUCGUCAUGGUAGUAAUUCUAAUACCUGCCUUAGGCUUGACAAGAUCAAGUUAAAAAUA